AUGGGCCUGUGGAAGCUGCUGCUAGGUGUCUGGCAGCUGGAGUUCCACCGUCUCAUCCUGGUGCUCUUCAUCUUCUGUCUGUUCUCCGUGGCCUUCCUGGCUUACUACAUCAGCAACAGCCCCAAAAUAAAGGAGGGCUUCCCGCUCUUCCUUCACUCCAACCUUGGUCUGUGGAACUACUGCAUCAAUCCUGCUGCUCCACUGCUCUACAUCACCAAGCCUAACGAGGUGGAGCAAGGGCCACUGCCAGGGGAUGACUGGACCGUUUUCCAGUCGAACCACAGCACCUAUGAACCUGUCCUGUUAGCCAGCACCAAGUCAUCAGAAGCCCUGGCUCACUUGGGAGUUCUCUUUGUUUGUGGGCAAGGAAGGAACACGCAUGAAGGUGUCAGAUGUGAAGGAGCAUGGGAUCCCCACAGAUAUGGGCUACUCUGUGUUUCCUCACCACUCAGGGGUGUAUCCCAUGCACGGAAGGUAUUACCCAGGCAGACGUGCGGACUCUUCACCCACACUAUCUUCUAUAAUGAAUACCCGGGAGGUUCUCGCAAACUAGACAAGAGCAUCCGUGGAGGAGAGCUUUUCCUCACUGUCCUCCUCAACCCUAUCAGCAUCUUCAUGACUCACCUCUCUAACUAUGGCAAUGACCGCCUGGGCCUUUACACCUUUGAGUCUCUGGUCAAGUUUGUGCAGUGCUGGACUAACCUGCGCCUACAGACUCUGCCCCCUCUGCAACUGGCAGAAAAAUAUUUCCAGAUUUUUCCAGAGGAGAGGGACCCUCUGUGGCAGGAGUGUCCUCUCUAUGUAGUAGAUGGAUCCCUAUUACGCUCUAACCCUGCCCUUGUGAUGGAGGGCAUCCAGAGGUUCUUGUGGGUGACCCCCAUCUUCAACUACACCCAGGCUCUCAGGUUUGAUGAGAGUAAAGGGUUCUGGUGCCAGAGGACGGAACGAGGUCGUCCGAAGUGUCUGGGGAAAAGCAAAGGCAGGAAAUUCCUAGAAAUGGCGCCUGAGACGCGUGCCUUCCUGAUGGAGUACUACCGGGAGCAUAAUCUGGAGCUGCUGCAGCUGCUGAACCGGCUGGGGCAGACGCUUCCCUCGUGGCUCAGAGAAGAGCUCCAGAGCAGCAGCUGAAGCUGAGACAGUGGUGCUUGGCCCCAGGCCACUGAAUCUCAGCCAACACACACAUACACACAGGACCCCCAGGAACGUCAGAGACACUUAAGGCUGUCUCAAUCCCUCCUGCCCCUCCAUUUAACACUAUAGUAUCAAAAACACUAUAGUGACAGUGAUGACAUGGGGUGUGCCAUCAGGGCUAAAGGGCAUAAAUGGACUGCUGAAAUGAGCCUAAACCCUGGCCAGGAUGUUCUCAUCGGUCCUGUCUGAACUUUGACUAGGGAGAAUGAUGGUAAUUGUAGUCUCAUGCUGAUGCAGCUCCGUCUGUUUUAAGCACUGACACUUCACACCAGGACCUGAGUACACUGAAGGCCUGGACAGCAUGAAUGGAUUAGCGACAGGAGUGAAUUACUGAUAAACACACAUGCUCGCCUUGCUCAUCUCUUCAG
Colossoma macropomum (tambaqui) is the source of this 1559-nucleotide messenger RNA. RefSeq names its product bifunctional heparan sulfate N-deacetylase/N-sulfotransferase 1-like. Gene Ontology annotation, molecular function: deacetylase activity; heparan sulfate N-sulfotransferase activity. The transcript is spliced from 10 exons. The record is from RefSeq and is a predicted model, not a curated record. NCBI's taxonomy places the organism in Eukaryota, Metazoa, Chordata, Actinopteri, Characiformes, Serrasalmidae. The coding region runs from base 1 to 1128 and encodes 375 amino acids. Gene Ontology annotation, cellular component: Golgi apparatus.